AUGAACAGAAGUUUAUCAAAAAGAGAGCUUGAAGCUGUGUACCAUGAAGCCCAUCAGUGCCUUGUAUCCGGGGCCCCACCCCUCCAGUGCGUACAGAGUCUGAGGAAGCUUCUCUUGGCAAUCUCCUGCACCAAACUUCGCAGAGAAAUACCCAAGAAUCUACUGCGUGCAUUAUGCAUUGUAGUCCUCGGUACCAAUACCGGCCUGCCAAAGUUUGAGCCCAUCAGUCUACUGUGCAGUGCAGUGCUUCAAGAAUAUGGCCCCAUCCCUCAGCUGGAUGUGGAGUUGGGGGCGGGGCAGGCUAGCGAUCUCCGACACAUCCCCUACCUGCUUCCCGUCAUUCUAGCCCAGGGUCGCUACUCAACUCGGCUUGAGAAGCUUGUAUCACAGAUGGUGAAAUGGGUGUCAACAGUGGGUUUCAACUCCGAGAUUCAAUGCAGAGCUCUGUCAAGUCUAGUAACCACGGCAACUCAACACAGAAAUCUACUUUCUGAUGAACAAAUCUAUGUAGUGGGCUCCCAGAUGAGUGAUUGGUUAUCUAAUGCAAGCACAUUCCAAGGAACAAAUCCUCUCUCCAAGCAGAAAUCAAGCAAACAAGAAAGUGUAACGGAGAUAGACGGUCGGGAAUGCCAGGACUACUUCACCUUACUCAGUCUCUCGUCCUACUACAGUCAAGAUCAACUCCUCAAUAUACAUACUUUCUCCAGUCUACGUGCCUGGCUACUAGCCACAGCAGCUAGCCCUAGCCCUGCUGGCGGGGCAAGCAGAGGGCUGGAUGUUGGAGGAAGGGGGUUGCCCAGUUUGGGAGGAGAGGGUGUGGCAAGGGCGCCCUCUUCGGGAGGAAAGUUUGCCAACAAAGCAAGGAAAGCAAUGACGGAGAAGGCGUGCGAGUAUUGCCUUAGGGUCAUCGACCUCUGUCAUAGAAGACCUAUGAAGAUUCAAGAUCAAGACCUCAUACAAGCAUGCCUUGUGGAAGCAAUAGAGACGUUGAUAGUGAUCUGUAGACUAGACACAUCUCUGGUAUCCAAACUCUACCCAUCCAUCAAACAAGCCCAUACAAACCUGGCAAAGAAGUGGCCAAGGGUUCAGCUAGCCAUUCUUCAGUUCUUCCUAGACUAUAGUGAAGCCUUGCAUGUUGUUUUCAAACCAGAAGAAACCAUUGCAGAUAUGUUUGGUGACCUCAUUACAAAAUACAUGUACGAUGACACAGUGACCUUUGACAUUGUGACCUUUCUCAUCACCAAUCUCAACAAGCUUUGCCUGGAAACGGAACUUCUUGAGAAAUACUCUCCAAGUAUAUUAAGAAUUCUUGCUUGGAAUCCCCGCACAUUCUUAUCCGACUAUGUGGAGAUCUUGCCAGCUUUGAUAUCAGCGGAUACUGCCAAAGAAAUGCUUCAUCUACUACUUGACCUGCCAUGCACUACUGCCUCAAUGAUUCUUAUGCAUAGAGAGAGACAGCUAAGACAGAACCCGUCACUCCUUGAGAUUCAGCCAGCUUGGUUGGCCUCUGUUAACAUCCUUCGGAAACCUGAACACCAACCUUGGUUCAACUACAUUCUCAGGUCGCAAUCAGGGAAGGGAGAUACUAUCAACAAGUUAGAUUUCCUCUACAAGUUGAUAGAUAAGCUGGCAUCUCAUCCAAGGGUAAUGAUAUGCUCUCAAGCUAUCCCUUCACUUGUAAGACACUACUUCAAGACUGUAUUACAGCAUGCAGACUAUGACCUGGUCUCCGAGCUUUUACCAAUCAUUUUAGAAAGAUCAGCUAUCAUCUUCCCUAUUACUCUCUAUCAAGAUGAUAUAAGAAGGGUGUUGAGUGAUGCUCUCCUAGAGAUCUUGAGGCUUCAUCCUAGCUUGGUGGUUGAUCAGAGGACAGAACUCUUGGAUUUCAUAGGAGCCUUGAGGCACAUCGAUGGCAAGGAAGAUUUCUUCUCACAUGUAGUGUGGAUCAUUGGACAGUAUACCGCCUCAAUGUACGACAAACGCUGUACCAUGGAAAUCAUCACUGGCUAUUAUGAGUCCUUGGAGACAUUGCUGUAUGAAGUCUCUGUUCUGGUCCAGUCCUCUACUGAAGGUAGACCACCAUACUCUAUCAGACUCAUGGCCAUAAUGAUGACAACACUAGCCAAGCUUGCCUCAAGAUGUCAGGAUCUGAUACCAAGAGUGAUCCUCUGUCUCACCAAGAUAUCCCAACAGCAAACCAAGAGCAGAGUAGCACAAGAUGAUAAGAAAGUCUUACUAAGCAGAGCUACAGAGCUUGUUAAUCUCCUCAAGUUACCAGAUGUUGCUUCGGCCAUCCUGAGCCCGUCAACGGAUAUCAGAGAUGGAAAGUGGCACUCCGAUGUCAACACGUCCGUUCCACUCCUUCUCAAGGCAGCUAGUCAACUUAUACAGCCACCGGCUAGUUAGUCAACAUGGACCAGCACAAAAUUGAAUACGAUCAAUUAUUACCCAUUGCAGGUACAUCCUGAGCCACGAUCAUAACAAUAGGAAGAGGAAUAGGCCUAUGAUCGAGUAGGCAUCACCUUUCAAGCAGCUAGCUGGUCAGUGAGGAAUGAAGCCGGUUUUCACAAGGAGGUGAUUAUGGGUCAGGUGGAUCGGAAACCAUUGGUUGGAAAGCAUCUGCAUGCUGCUGUCUAUGGAGAGACGAGGUCUGACAUCUUUAUUGACCGACCAACUACAUUGAGAGGACACAAUUUUACGUGGACAGACUUCAAUCAACGAAUAUGUAUCAUGUUGAUACCAUGGUUGGAGAGUUCACCUGAAGAAAUUAGGGGGGGGGGAUCGAGGAUCCUGUUGGUGUACCACCAGCCCAAGCCCAAGGGACUUUCCAUUACUUGAUAGGAAUGUUCUUGAGGAUGUUGAAUAGGAUUCAAUGGAAGAAAACAGGCAACCCAAAUCGGUUCAUCUACCAUGCAUGCGACAACAUUACUCUGCUCAAUAAUCCUUUUCUUUUAAAUGUGUUAUUCCAGU
Lytechinus pictus (painted urchin) is the source of this 2970-nucleotide messenger RNA. Its product is annotated as AP-5 complex subunit zeta-1-like. The record is from RefSeq and is a predicted model, not a curated record. The coding region runs from base 1 to 2406 and encodes 801 amino acids. Lineage: Eukaryota; Metazoa; Echinodermata; Echinoidea; Temnopleuroida; Toxopneustidae. Gene Ontology annotation, cellular component: AP-5 adaptor complex. The transcript has 18 exons.